CGUAAGGAGAACAUCAUCUAGCCAAGGGAAGAUUCAGAGCGGUUGGCUGAAGACAAACAGGAGAAGGAAGACAAAAGGCGAGGAGCGGCUGGAAGGUGCAACCAAGGAGAGAGAACAGAACAUUCGCAGCUGAGAAAGGAAGAGAGACUGUCCUUGCAGCAUCGCAAAGAGGGGAACGGCGAGAGCCGACUUGCACUAUGAGCAACCAAAGCUACCAGGAGAUCAAAGGCAAUCCUCCUGCUGCUCAGAAUCCGAUCCCUUACUCGGAAACGCAAUCCAACGAAGAGUCUGAGCCACUGAAACUUCCUGUUAGGCCACCACCUCCAAAUGUUGACUAUGGAGCAGCUCCACCCAUGCCACCCCAGUACCAAUGUUAUUAUGGUCAACCUGGACCAGGGUACAACCAAGGACCAGAUCUUCAAACUCCGCAAGCUGUCUUCAUCGUACCUGCCCAAUCCACCAGUGAACCUGAACACCUGGGCUACUCCAUCUUUACCAUGCUUUGCUGUUUCUUACCCCUGGGCAUUGCUGCCUUGGUUUAUUCUGUCAAGACUAAAGAAUCCAACCGCAAUGGAAAUAGCAUAGCUGCUCAGAAAAAUUCCAGGCUGGCACUUGUCAUGGGCCACAUUUCUCUCGGGCUCGGGCUCAUAGUCUGGAUUCUGUAUAUCACCAUAAUGGUGAUCCAGAUUAAAGAGAGUAAUGAUGUGUCAGAGGUAAACCCUUAA
Messenger RNA from Elgaria multicarinata webbii, 725 nucleotides. Its product is annotated as transmembrane protein 91-like. Gene Ontology annotation, cellular component: membrane. The transcript has 2 exons. Lineage: Eukaryota; Metazoa; Chordata; Lepidosauria; Squamata; Anguidae. The record is from RefSeq and is a predicted model, not a curated record. The coding region runs from base 198 to 725 and encodes 175 amino acids.